Messenger RNA from Panicum virgatum (switchgrass), 969 nucleotides. RefSeq names its product UPF0678 fatty acid-binding protein-like protein At1g79260. The record is from RefSeq and is a predicted model, not a curated record. Bases 103 to 606 code for a protein of 167 amino acids. Lineage: Eukaryota; Viridiplantae; Streptophyta; Magnoliopsida; Poales; Poaceae. The transcript has 4 exons.
UCAAAACACAAGGCCUUCGCAGCCCCGCGAAGAAAGCGAAGGAGCCGACCGGCUAACCAGCGGAGAGUCCACGGCCCAACCGGAGCCACCGAGGAGGGAGGAAUGGAAGCCGCCGGCGCAGGCUCGCCGCCCUCGCAGCCGCCGGCGCCGCACCCGGCGGUGGCUCCGCUGGCGUUCCUUCUGGGCAAGUGGCGCGGGGAAGGAGAGGGCAGCUUCCCGACAAUCUCCUCCUUCCGCUACGGCGAGGAGCUCCUGUUCUCGCACCACCCCUCCAAGCCGGUGAUCUCGUACACGCAGAAGACAUGGAAGGCGGCGUCCGGCGAGCCGAUGCACGCCGAGAGCGGGUACUGGCGGCUCCGCCCCGACGGUUCCGUCGAGGUGGUCAUCGCGCAGAGCACGGGCCUCGCCGAGGUCCAGAAGGGUUCAUAUGAUGCUGAAAAGAAAACGGUGACACUCCAAAGCGAACUUGUAGGCAAUGCGUCAAAGGUGAAGCAGAUCACAAGAGCUUUUCAAGUAUCAGAUGGGGAGCUCUCCUAUGUCGUUCAGAUGGCAACAAUCACAACUAGUCUACAGCCACAUCUCAAGGCCCUUCUCAAAAAGAUUUGAAGAUGGCUGCCAUGCCAAUCUGCUAUAUAGCGAGGCCUCUGCUCUACCAAGAGGGUGGUUGUCCCAUUCUCCCCAUUCUGAUGUUUGAUUCAAAGUGGAAUGAGUUGAUUCAAAGUUCAAUAAGCUCUUAGAAGUUAGAAACCUAACAUCAACAGUCAUAUCACCCCAUUCUGAUGUUUCAUUCAAGGGUUAAUUGGAUCUGUGACCCUUGAUUGAUUGAAAGUGGAAUGAGAUGAUCCAUCAUUCCGUUAACAAGCUUGAGCCCCAGCGAUUCAUUUUGAUAAGUAAACAUUUCAAAGUGUUUCAGCGAAUGUUUUGAGUUCAAUAAACCGCUUAACAAUGAGGGGGAGCAGAUGAAUUGAA